Messenger RNA from Trichomonas vaginalis G3, 1689 nucleotides. RefSeq names its product protein kinase a regulatory subunit binding. The record is from RefSeq and is a predicted model, not a curated record. The transcript has a single exon. Lineage: Eukaryota; Parabasalia; Trichomonadida; Trichomonadidae. Bases 1 to 1689 code for a protein of 562 amino acids.
AUGUUUGUUUAUCUAGAAUUUCUUGUAAUUGAAGCGAUAUUUGAUUUUUCAUAUACUGGUAGUUCCCAGACUAAAUCUCUUGAAAUUGGAUACUAUAAAUUAGAAGUUUGGGGUGCACAGGGUGGUGGAUCUUUAAACUCUCAAUCUGGUGUAGGAGGAAAAGGAGGUUAUUCUGUUGGUUAUUUAACGCUAUCUGAGGCCACAACAGUCUAUAUACAAGUUGGAGGUGUUGGAAAAGGAGUAGCAUCUGGAUUGGCAGAAGGUGGAUACAAUGGAGGUGGAUGUGCUUGGGGAACUGAUUCAAAUGAUCCAGCACAUGGUGGUGGAGGUGGCACAGACAUCAGAAUCAAGGAAGAUAGCAUUUAUUCGCGUGUAAUUGUUGCAGGAGGUGGUGGACAAGAUGCCCAAACAGGAGGUUUUGGAGGUGGUCUAACUGGAAGUGGAAGUUAUCCUGGUACUCAAACUUCAUCAUCAUAUGGAGGUGAUUUCUUUCAAGGAGCACAUACUGCACGUGAUGGAGGUGGUGGCGGUGGAGGUACUGUUGCUGGCUCUCAAACAAAACCAACAGGAAAUAAUGAAGGUGAUACUAAUGGAGGUAGUGGAGGUAGCGGUUAUGUUUACACAGAAUCAACAGCAAAAGACUAUCCAAGUGAAUGCAAACUAACAUCGAAAUACUGCUUGACAAAUGCAUCUACAACUGGUGGAAAUCAACAAAUCACAGAACCAAGCGGAACAAAAUCAACCGGACAUUCAGGAAAUGGAUUUGCAAGAAUUACUUUAUUUGAUGGCUUUGUUUACUCUCAAAAUGAAAAUGAAUGGAUUGUUUCAGGUUUUAGCAAUAAUUGCAUCAAUAAUGUCGAAAUCAAGUCAACUGUGUUUGGAAGUAAUGUUAUUUCCAUUGGAGAAAAUGUAUUUAGAGGUCAAAAUUGUAUAGAAAAAGUGACAAUUUCAGAAACUAUCAGAGAAAUUGGUUCAAACGCAUUUGAAAGCUGUGUAAAUCUUGUGACUGUCUCAUUCCCUUAUCCAUCAUCGCUCAUUUCAAUUGGAAAUUCGGCAUUCGAACACGGCAAAAUUCAAAUUAUGAAUAUUUCGCAUUGUUUAAAUUUGAUUUCAUUUGAUGAUUGUGUGUUCAAAGAUUGUUAUAAUCUCCAGUACAUUUACUUUCCACCAUCUCUUAAAACAAUUGGUAGUUCUUGUUUUGAAAAUUGUAUUUCAUUGAAGUACAUAGAUCUCCCAUACAAAAUUCGGUCAAUUGGUGAUUCGUGUUUUCUGAGUUGUUAUUCCCUUAGAUAUGUCAACAUUCCUCCCACAGUUUCUGCAGUAUUACAGUAUACAUUUGCUCAUACUCCAUUAGAAGUAGUCCGAUUCAGAGCAAAGACUACAAUAUACGGAAAUGCUUUCUAUAACUGUUCCAACCUUACAAGUGUUACAUUAUCUGAUAGUUCCGAAAUUAUGCCUGAUGCAUUCUCUCUCUAUCCAAAUAUAACUAAGAUUUUCUUGUCCGAACUUGUUACAUUACACGAAAAUUCAUUUAGUUCUAUCACUCCUUCUGUUUUUUAUCUUGGAUUAAUCAAUAUUUGUCCAGACCAAAGUCGAAUUGAGUUGAGUAAGUUUAAUUUAAAUAUAGUUAAUGUUCAAAAUAAUUAUGAAUAUGAUGAUUAUGCCGGUAUUAAUGUAUAUCGUAUGUAA